Molecule: messenger RNA, 2678 nt
Organism: Temnothorax curvispinosus
Lineage: Eukaryota; Metazoa; Arthropoda; Insecta; Hymenoptera; Formicidae
Exons: 1
Biological process (GO): proteolysis
Molecular function (GO): aspartic-type endopeptidase activity
Source: RefSeq, a predicted model, not a curated record
AUGCCUCCAGACGUCCUUGCCGCCACUGACUAUAAGGAACAGGACCUCCCGGCUUUGGUGGAGGAGACCUUCUUAACGCAGAAGGGAAUGUUCCUGGACGUCCUCCUGUCGCACAAGGCGAGGGAGGAGGCUGCAACUAAGAAUGAGACUUCGGAGACGGCGACAACGACGAAUCGCACCACGUUACCGCGGAUUCAGCUGCCGGAAUUCUCAGGCAAAUACGAGGACUGGCCGUCGUUCCGCGACCUCUUCCACUCUCUCAUAGGCCGGGACGCUAACACGACGCCGGUGGAAAAGCUGCACUACCUCAAAACUUCCUUGAAAGGUGAGGCUGAGUUAUUAGUCCGGAAUAUCGCGACGACGGCCGAAAAUUAUAACAGUGCGUGGGACGUAUUGAAUGCGUAUUAUGAGAACAAGCGACUUCUCACCCGCGCGUAUCUGUCCAAUUUCCUUGCGCUAACUAAAAUGAAGAGUGAAUCGGCGGUCGAGCUUCGAAAGAUUUUCCACGGCGUCAAAGCAACGGUCAGCUCGUUGGCGAGUAUCGGUCGGCCUAUAAACCGUAGCGAGGACUUAUUCGUUUAUCUGGCGGUCGAGCUACUGGAUCCGCGUUCGCGACGCGAGUGGGAAACGUCAAUCGGCGACACGACCGAGCCUCCGACGUAUGCGACUCUCGAGCAAUUCCUGGAUCGGCAGCUGCAUACGCUCGAGUCGAUGCAGCCUGCUAAGGUCGACGGAGCCGCCGGUAAGGCCGCGAGCGGAGCCGCCAAAUCCGCGCGGAGCCACCUCGCUCGGAAGCAGGAGGGAAAUCCGGACGCCAAGCGAGGUCGUUGCCACUGCCGCCAAAAGGACCAUAUCCUCAUGUUCUGCGAGGACUACAAGAGGAAAACAGCCCAGGAACGGAAGCAGCUCGUCGACAACAAGAACCUGUGCCUGAACUGCCUCGGUUCUCACAAGGUCAGUGAGUGCGCGUCGAAGAAGGGGUGUGCAGCGUGUGGCGCGCGACACCAUACUUCCGUCCACGAUGCGUGUCGCGAGGUCGAGGUCACGAAGACGGUUCACGCGGCUCAAAGACUUGCCGUAAAGCCGAGCGCGGUGCUCCUCGCCACCGCUCGCGUUCGCGUAGCCGAUCGGUUCGGAACCUUGCAUCACGCUCGCGCGCUGGUCGACCAGGGAUCGGAGUCGUCCCUUGUGACCGAGCGCCUCGCGCAAAGAUUAAAGUUACCGCGUUCUCGCACGUCGGUUUCGAUAUUCGGCGUCGGCGGACAGAAAACGGCCGUCGCAAAAGGACGCGUAUCGCUGACUCUCGCGCCGCGAACCGACGGCCCCGCGAUGUCGGUCUCCGCGCUCGUACUCCCCCGGCUCACAAUAUACGCCGGCGGUAUCGAGGCCGGCGCUGAAGCGUGGUCUCAUCUUCGGGGUCUGGAGCUGGCGGACCCCGAGUUCAGCGCGUCCGACUCGGUGGACAUUCUCCUCGGUGCCGACGUUUACGCGGAAAUAUUGCAAGAGGGACUUCGCAAAGGGGGUAGUCGCGAGCCCGUCGCGCAAAACACGACUCUUGGCUGGAUUCUGUCUGGCGCUAUCGGUGAAGGUGCUUCGAGUCACUUCGCGCAAUCCUACCAGUGCCGUGUCGAGGACGAACUGUCGCAACUAGUGAGGCGAUUUUGGGAGCAGGAGGAGGUUCCGUCGGCUGCCGGACCGCUCUCGAAAGCCGAUCAGGAGUGUGAGGAACAUUUCGCGCGCACACAUUCGCGUAAGCCCGACGGGCGCUACGUGGUGCGACUCCCCGUCGUCGAGCCGAUGCCGAAUCUCUGUGGUACGCGCCGCGCGGCCGUUCGCGUGAUGAAGGCCAUGGAAGCGAAGUUCGCGCGGGAUGCUUCCUUCCAUGCGCUGUAUACCGAUUUCAUGCGUCAAUACGUCGAGCUCGGGCAUAUGACGCCGGUCGAUCCUCCGGCCGAUCCGGCGAAAAUGGCCGUCUGCUAUCUGCCUCACCAUGGAGUGAUGAAGGAAACCAGCACGACGACGAAAUUGCGAGUCGUCUUCAACGGUUCUUCCGCGCUGCCGACGGGGGCGGCGCUAAAUAAGUAUCUGCAGACCGGGCCGAACUUGCUGCCGGCUUUGGCAGAGAUCUUACUCCGUUGGCGGCGUCACCGGUACGUUUUCGCGGCGGACAUAGAGAAAAUGUACCGGCAGAUCGAAGUCCACCCGGAAGACAGGGAUCUGCAGCGCAUAGUCUGGCGUGAGAGCCCUAGCAAUGUGUUGCUGGAAUUUCUCCUAAUCACCCUCACGUACGGGCUUGCUUGUUCCGCGUUUCUAGCGAUUCGCACGCUCCAUCAGCUGGCCAAGGACGAGGGAGUUGAGUUCCCGCUAGGAGCUAUCGCCCUCCUACUGGAGACCUACAUGGACGACGUAUUGUCUGGCGCGGACACGAUCUCGAGAGCCAAAGAGAUCCGUCGUCAGCUGGACCGAAUCUGCAUGGCGGGCGGCUUCCCGCUCAAGAAGUGGUCGGCGAACGAGGCGUCGAUACUCGAUGAGGUCCCUCCUGAGGAUCGCCUUCAACGCGAGCCCCGGUGGUGGCUCCCGGGAGAGAGCCACUUGACCCUCGGGCUGCGUUGGCAUCCACGCGAAGAUCAGUUCGCCUACUCGACGCAACUGACCCAACUGGAGGCUAUUACGAAGCG